AUGGAGCCCGGGGAGCGCAAGGAGGCCGGGGGCUCCGCGACGGCGGAGGAGGCGGUCGGUCCCGUUUUCACGCUGGAGGAGGUGGGGAAGCGAAACUCUAGCCGUGAGGCAUGGCUGGUUAUUCACGGGCGUGUCUACGAUGUCACCCGCUUCCUGGAAGAGCAUCCAGGUGGAGAAGAGGUUUUGCUGGAACAAGCUGGUAGAGAUGCCACAGAGAGCUUUGAAGAUGUUGGGCAUUCCACAGAUGCCCGGGAAAUGCUGAAGCAGUACUACAUAGGGGAGGUCCACCCGCAUGAUCGUGAAAAAAAAGGUUCUAAGAACCCAAGUAUGACAUCCUCAGGCCAAGCAAGUUUCUGGUCAACAUGGCUAAUCCCCAUCUUCGGAGCCCUGGUCAUAGGUUUAAUGUAUCGCUACUACAUGCUGGAUGGGAGAACCUCCUGAACUGACCUACUGGGACCUCAGACAGCCUUGAAAGAGGGUGUGAGAGAGCGCGUGCAUGCAACACGCAGAGCUCUGCUUCCCUUAACCUUUUCUGCCUUGCUUAUGGCUUUGAGUUUGUCAAGUGAUCUUGAUAAACAUGGGACCAAGCUAACCUCAAAUGCUUUCUAUGCUAACUUGGGGACCCACGAACUUGUCAUGCUCUCUUCUGGUGAUGGCAGGGCAAGGGCAGCUUCGUGGUGUUCCCUUACCCUUGUG
Molecule: messenger RNA, 696 nt
Organism: Indicator indicator
Lineage: Eukaryota; Metazoa; Chordata; Aves; Piciformes; Indicatoridae
Product: cytochrome b5
Exons: 5
Coding region: 1-441 (146 amino acids)
Cellular component (GO): intracellular membrane-bounded organelle; mitochondrial outer membrane
Molecular function (GO): heme binding
Source: RefSeq, a predicted model, not a curated record